AUGGGGAAACGGUUUACUCGCGGCCCAGACGGCGCUGGCGCAUCGAGGAAGAGGCAAAAAAUUGUCCAUGAAGCACCGACAUCCGAGGAAAUCCACGCGAGCAGACAAUUGCAACAACUACUCUCAUUCAGUCAGGACCCAGUACGGGCCCGGCAUGGUCUACAAUCCUUCAAACUCUUUCUCGACGACUUGCUUGACCCGGACAGCGACCAUGGCGACCGGCCCAAGAUCCUACGGGACUACCUCCAGUUCGCGAGGCCCGCCGACGACGACGACGAGAAUACGAAACGCCAGCAGGAGCUGAUAGCGCGCAACUUGGCUGCCGACAAGGGAAAGGCCUUCAUAAUCUCGCCAACUUUGAGGAUGUUGAAAGAGGCCGUUAGCUUUGACGGCGGUGCCGUGGCGAGGCCCCUUUUCCGCGCUAGGGCGUCCAUGUUGAAAUCGCUGGCACGGAACAUGGGCAUUGUACACAUCGGAGAGGAGGCCGAGGAUACCAAGCGGCCAUCAGCCCGCACCAAUGCCAUCCUCUUCUUCCUUAGCGCCCUCAAGUUUCUCCACCCGGAGGCGAAGAAAGAGCUGCUGUCCCAGAGAGACAUCGUUUCUGCGCUGACGCGCGAUGUCAAGCAGGACCCGCCCUACCUCGUGCGGGAGCUUUUAGAGGGGCUGCGGAACCAUGUCCUGUUGGACGACAAGCUCCUACGCGAGGCCAAGGCGAAUCUGCUAAAUACGUCAACGCUUACCCGCCUCGCAGCACUUUACCAAUACCGUUUAGGCACGCCUGCCGAUGAUGAGACUUCAAUACCCGACAUCGCCCACAAUUUUCUCAUGACGGCGUGCACUGAUCCGGCCUGUGGUGUGUUGAGACAGGAUUCCGGCUUCUACCCGAGGGAAAUUGACCCGGAUACCGUGGUCCCGACCGCCGAGCUCGACGACUUGGGGCUAGAAGCCAUUGUUUGGAUGAACAAGUUCAAAACUGAGGUCCCUGUUCGAAAUUAUACCUUGUCAAACUUCUUGCCAAACCUACGUCCGUGGUCGAGCGUCAAACAGAGCGAGCUCAUCAUCUCCAUCUUCAAGGUCGCUCCCGAGUUGGUCGCCCACUACUUCCUCACCAAUAAGUCCUUCACCUUUGAACCCAAACUUUCGGCCACAUGGAUUGGCUAUGCCGCUUUCCUCUUCAACACGGUCACCCUCUCCGUCCCCGACUACUUCUGUCGCGCGGGAACCUUUCGUGAACUGCCCCCACCGACUUCAAUCGUCAUGGACAACAUCCUACCUCUCCCACUAAACCAGAAGGCGCUAACCCGGAGUCUGACCAACAAGUCGAACAUGAUUUCGUUCUUCGCCACUCGCAUCUUAGUAGUUGCCAUUGAAAAGUUGGAUGCCGCGAUCAAGAUGCACCAAGAUGCGUCCCACUCCAACAAGACUGUUUGGGCGGAGGCCGCACGCAGGUUGGUGGAUGAGUUCUGCCAGAGGAGUCCUGGUAUCAAGGAAAUGAUCAACUCGUACCGAGCCAUACCAGAGGGCGAUGUUCUACAUCGCGAGGCAGGCAGCCGCCUGUUGCGCCUCUGCUACGAGGUGCUGCCGCAGGUCGCUCUCAUGGCCAAAUUCGACGUCUCUCCUUUCCUAGAAACAGCUCUGGGCCGCUUGUCUGGACAAGAACUUGAUGACCCCCGGGACUUCGCUCUAAAUCUAAAGGAGUUGGAAAACUUGCUUGCCAUUGCCGGAUAUUCGCCCGGAAUGCGUUGGUUUACCGCGCCAGAGGGGAUGUCGCUUUCUCCAUUCACGCUGCUGCUGAAAGUUUACGUCGAUGCUCCGGACGGGGUCGCGCUGGAGGCAAUACGGAGCGUUCUCAACUUUGUCGCCGUAGAGCAACAGCUGGUGCCCACCGUUGACAAACACCCCGGGCUUCUUGCCCUUCUCGAGGCGUUACAGUCGCUACGCCAGUCCUCGCCAGACUCCACCACACCGCUAUGGCCUUUCUUAGACAACUGCCUGACGCGUUGUGCGAAUACCCCAGUUAAGUACGUCGAAAAGAUGCAAGAGGUAAUACAAAACAUCAUCCAAACCGCAGAGAAAGACCUUGAGGGGGCGGUCGCAAGUCCGAUUGCAAUGGCUAUGCUGGAGCAAUUGCCGUUUGUUGCAGCAAAGGAUGGGGGACAAGCCAUCAUUAAAGCCCUUGGCCGCUUCUUGCCCGGAUUCUUGGGGCUGUCAGCAACUGCUGGGGAGAGCAGACCGUUACUCGACUCAAUAUUCUCGAGCAUGGUGACAUACCUUGCUGACAGCAAGGGCAAGCUCGCCAAGGCCGGCGUGCCAAAGGACCUGGAAUUCGAGCACAAUCCAACGCCUCGGAACACAGAAACCAAAGCCAAGAAGCCCAGGAGCACGACCGCUAGCCAGGCGGAGGAAAAGUCGGAGCCCCAAAUGGAUGCCGAGGCCUUGGAGGACACGCUACACCUUCCGGAUAGUUUGGAGGCAGACAACGCAGCUUUGGUGAAAUGGACUACCAAGACAGUGGAUGAGCUUGUUGAUGAGGGCUACCUCACAUCACUCAUCGCCCUGCUCGUCUCAGAACACGCCAGCAUACGAAAAGAAGCGCUCGUCAAUAUCCUCAAGGCUGCGGCAAAAAUCAAGCAAUCUGAAUACGAAGAGAAGGAGCAGAUCUGGUUGCUCCUCUCAGAACUCGCCGAGACGGCAAGGGACAACAUCAACGACGGGCCACUACCGAGCGCAAUUGCCUCGUUUGCAUGCCACGCGCUCAAUGUCCUCCGGGACCCCCUCUCGAGUCUCUACUCCAAAGUCAACAUCUUUCUCACGCGCGGACCGUUCUGGAGCCUGGACAGGUUGCCGCUUGUAGACGAGGUCCUCUCGGAGGAGCCGAUGGUCGGGGACACAUAUUACGCUCAGACAAAUUGGCUUUUGGAAUACCUGAUUGACGGGCUCCGCACGCCACACGAUUUCGAACUGUUCCAUAAGAAGCGGGCGAAGGGCCCGGUACUCGAGCGGAUCCUGGCGCUGGCGGCGAACCCAUACAUGAGGCUGCCGCUCCGGAGCCAGGUGCUGCGGUUGCUCUACCGGGCUACCCGAAUCGAGGGGGGAAGCACGACGCUGACGACAAGAUUCGGUAUUGUAAGCUGGCUUGACGCGAGACAGGCCGGCUGCUCGGAUGCCGGCGAGGCAGUCAUCUAUGGGGCGUUGCGAAGGAGGGUAUGGGAGACGUGCGACCAGGACAGGGUUAGGGCUUGGAGUAGGGGUUCGUUGGGUGUUGGGCAGGCAUAA
This is a messenger RNA of Chaetomium globosum CBS 148.51, 3276 nucleotides long. RefSeq lists its product as uncharacterized. Lineage: Eukaryota; Fungi; Ascomycota; Sordariomycetes; Sordariales; Chaetomiaceae. Gene Ontology annotation, cellular component: nucleolus. The coding region runs from base 1 to 3276 and encodes 1091 amino acids. The transcript has 3 exons. The record is from RefSeq and is a predicted model, not a curated record. Gene Ontology annotation, biological process: maturation of LSU-rRNA from tricistronic rRNA transcript (SSU-rRNA, 5.8S rRNA, LSU-rRNA); maturation of 5.8S rRNA from tricistronic rRNA transcript (SSU-rRNA, 5.8S rRNA, LSU-rRNA).